This is a messenger RNA of Daucus carota subsp. sativus, 1180 nucleotides long. Its product is annotated as F-box protein CPR1. The record is from RefSeq and is a predicted model, not a curated record. Bases 43 to 978 code for a protein of 311 amino acids. The transcript has a single exon. NCBI's taxonomy places the organism in Eukaryota, Viridiplantae, Streptophyta, Magnoliopsida, Apiales, Apiaceae.
ACUUAUCUGAUUAGAUAUUUUGAUAUCAAUGAAGAAAAAUACAUGUUUCAAUUGCGUAAUAGAACUUUUUUGAUACGAAGUAACAUGGUUCGAUUGGAUAAUAGAAUUUCUUCGGAACGAAAUUACUCAAACGAUUUUUGUAUAAUUUUCGGAAGUUGUCGUGGAUUAGUCUGUUUAGAGUCCUCUGGAAGUAUUUCUUUAUGGAACCCAUCAAUUCGAAAAUCGCUUAUUAUAUCUGCUAAGCCACGUAAUUAUGUUCUUGGUUUUGGAGUUUGCAACGUGACAAACGAUCACAAAGUGGUGAAACUUGUGUAUAAGCAAAAUAUAUCUUCUCGUUGCAUGGUACAACCAGAAGUUGAGAUUUAUUCUUUGAGUACACGGUCUUGGAGGAGUGUUAGUGAUCCUGCUCCUUCAAAUCAUCUGGUUCGAGAUUUUUGGGGAUAUCAGUGUUUUGCUUUUGGCUCUGUUCAUUGGAUUGCAUCAGAUGUGAAUAGGGAAGGAGAUAAAUACAAUCUGGUAGUUUCAUUUGAUAUGAGUAAAGAAGUUUUCAACAAACUGAUGUUUCCAAAUUCUAUAGCUAAUUAUACGCGUAAGCUGUCCAUCACCGUGCUUGGAGAUUCUCUAGCUGCACUUGAAUUUAUGAAUUGGAAGAGGGGACAAAGGUCUUAUUGUGUUUCUGUAAUGAAAGAGUAUGGAGUUUCGGAGUCAUGGACUAAGUUAUUUACCGUUAAAAUUCCAUACUGGUUGGAGAAUGUAACAUUCAGGGAGGAUGGUAGAAUUAUAUUACCACUGAAUAAUAACAAGCUUGCUUUUUGUGAUCCUGAAAGUUAUGACAUCAAGGAUCUGGAUAAUGCAGGUGAUUUUGCGACCUAUGGUAUUUUUACCUACACGGAAAGCCUGGUUUUGCUGAAAGGACGAAGUAGCAUCCCAGAAGGUAUGCCAAAUCUUUUUGCAGCAUCUGCAGCAAAAUGCAGCUAAAACGAAAGGCAGUGGAGACUAGGGGAAGAGCAAGGUAGAACAAUCAUGAGAAGAUAAUAAUAGUAGACUAGUGUGUGUGUGUGUUUUUAUUUACCUAAUUAUGUUUUCCUAUUCUUAAGAUACUUGAAUCAAACGCUUUCCACAUAGACCCGGGACCUGCAGUAUAUGAAUCAUGUCAAGAGAGUUCCUGCAUAAAUGUGCU